Molecule: messenger RNA, 528 nt
Organism: Puccinia triticina
Lineage: Eukaryota; Fungi; Basidiomycota; Pucciniomycetes; Pucciniales; Pucciniaceae
Exons: 6
Coding region: 1-528 (175 amino acids)
Biological process (GO): cytoplasmic translation
Cellular component (GO): cytosolic large ribosomal subunit
Molecular function (GO): structural constituent of ribosome; mRNA binding
Source: RefSeq, a predicted model, not a curated record
AUGGCCCAUGACACGCCCGGGCCGACCCAAGUACCUCUGAUCGGACGGAUUCACACCAAAGGCGUCAUGAAGGUCGAAACAUGCUCUUUCUCCGGAUACAAGAUUUACCCAUCAAAAGGUAAACUCUAUGUCCAAAAAGACUCGAAAGUUUACCGUUUUAUUCGGUCUAAGGAGGAAAGCCUUCACCUUCACCGCAAGAACCCCCGAAAGCUAUCAUGGACCGUUGUCUUCCGAAGAGUCCGACGCAAGGGUGUGACUGAGGAAGUGGCCAAGAAGAGGUCCAAGAAGUCCAUCAAAGCUCAGCGAGGAAUCGUUGGUGCCGAUCUUGCUACCAUUCUUGCCCGACGAAACCAAAAGCCUGAGGUCCGAACUGCCCAAAGGGAAGAGGCUAUCCGAAAAGCCAAGGAAGAGAAAAAGAAGAAAGCGGAGGCUGCCAAGAAAUCGGCCGUCAAAGCCCCCAUGGGCAAAUCAACUGCUCCCAAGGUAUCUAAACAACAAGCCAAAGGAGCCAAGCCUGCCAACCGAUGA